Messenger RNA from Penicillium egyptiacum, 2346 nucleotides. The record is from the annotation of a GenBank genome assembly. Lineage: Eukaryota; Fungi; Ascomycota; Eurotiomycetes; Eurotiales; Aspergillaceae.
AUGGCAAUGCAAGGAAAAGAUCUUAGCAAGAUUCUUGAGGCACAAGCCAAACUUGCAGCAUCACGAGGGUUUACGCUCGAGUACCAAAGGGAGCAGGAACAAUCAGAGAAUCGUAUUGCGCAACCCGAGUUAGCACCAGCUACUCACGAUAAGUACGAUCGUGCAGUGCAGAUCUGGGUCCUACUUUCUCGAGGAGAACCAGGUGAUCUUGGUAGCAUGAAAGAUGAACCAGCACCAUCUCCUCAAGUCUUUAAGUCAUUUGUGGAACACUAUAUUACCACACGAAAAAAAUUACCCUCCCAAAAAUCAGUGUAUAAUCAUUUCAUCAACUUUAUUUCGUUUUGGGAACGCACCACAUUUCGGAAGGUCGCCGUUGAGGUUAAAGAAGAUCUUAUCAAUUUUAUCGAGGGGGAUAUGACAAAGAAGCAUAAGCUCCGCACAAAGCCACGCGAGCCGUUUUUAGUCACAGCAAAAGACAUUGACUACCUUCUACGCCGGUUAUUUACCAGCGAUCCCCACGAUUAUAUCCACGAGAGGGCUAGGGUACAAACCGGAUCGUCACUUUCUUUAUUCGCUGGUUCCGGGGCCCGGGCCGGUGCGAUCGUGGAGUCGAGUGCUUAUCGCCACACCAACGAGUGUCUUUACUACAGGCAUAUCAAAUUCCACUUAAAGUGGGGUCGAGAACCAGGCACUAUUAAACGAUGGGUCACAAUCGAAUCCGAAUUCUUAAAGGGAUCGCGAUACCAAGACAAUGCCAUUCUACCGAAAAAUUGGUUCCGAGAGCACCCGGUACUAGGAAAAGGUUUCAUUUUCUGGGUCAUUGUCCACGGGAUCGCGGAUAAUGCAUUCAAGAACAUUACUAGUCUCGACCAACUCUUAGCGCAGCGCCCACCUAAAGGCAGAGAGUCAUGGACUCUCCAAUGGACGGAAGAAGCGAAAGAUCUCUCUUUCUUCCGAAUGGUUACCCCCGAAGGGCCUUUGAAGAAUAGGGCAUUGACGUUCGCAUCACUACGUCAUAACAACAUGAGUCUAGCUAGACGAGACGGCUUUAAAGACCCACUACGUGUACACGGCAUUCGGGGCGGUGUUGCAAACAAAGUUGACGGGCAAUCGUCUGAGGCUAGUCGUAGCCAAGCACUUGAUCACCAAAAUCCUGACACCUUUCUAAAAUACCAGUCCCCUCUAAAAGCAUUGGAUGUUGGAGCAAUGUUCUUUGACUUAGAACAGGAUCUUGAGUGCCGAGAUAUGGAACAAAGCAUGGCUCAUCACCGCGAUCCUAACGCUCCUGUCUCUCUGAAUGCGGCUGCUCGCGAAAGGUUCUCGCAGAGUGAGGAGAUUGCACUAAUCGACGCAGAGAUUGUGAUGCUUACACAGCAAAUUUCCGGCAAGCCGAAGGAUCAUCCAGAGCUCGAGGCUAAACGUACAAAACUUUAUAGUACAAAGGCCAACAAGCUUCAGGCCGCCACGUCAUUAUUCAUUUCGGAAUGGUGGGAUGCUUCGUAUGAUGCAUAUAUGGCAGGCAAUGAAUUUGAGGAGCAUGACAAGACUUGUAUCUUUGAGAUACUGGAGAAAUACCUUCCCCAGCGUGCGCGUCUCAAAGAAAACCUAUUCAAAAAGGUAACCCUUGAUAGUGUUAUUGGCCGACAAUGCCUGCGAGAUAUGAUUCACCUAUGUUGCGAUACUGAAAGGGUUGUCUACUACCCUGGGUUAUGCCCUGAAGACGGCCGAUGUCCAAUUUGUAAAACGAGCAUGUCGAGCAUUGCAUAUAGUGGCCGCGCGAAACAUAUAUUGCAGUGUCGAAGGAAAGAGCUAGGCUCUGCUCCUUACCAGCAGCGAUACACGAAUGGCAAACGCGCUCAUCGCCGGGUUCAACGGAAUUUCGCUCAAUUUUGUUAUCUUUGUGCGGAAUUUUACUACGACCAACAGAGCUGGAUGCAGCAUUGCAAAUCGCAUCUUGAUCACCUUAGGCCUCGAUGCGGUCUCUUGACAUUUCGCUAUACGCUUGUUGCCCCGGCUUUCUGUCCUUUUUGCCUCGGCGAUGAAAACAAAGACCCAGAUGAAAAAUUUCAGCAAUGGGUGAAGAAAGCCACACUUUGGAAUCAUAUAGACUCCCAUCUUCGUAAGUUUAAGUCUGACUCGGCGAUACCAUGUCCGCAUCCGUUGUGUAAUCAACAGAUCUAUGCGGACAAAAAAAGCCUUCGAAGACACUUAUAUGAUGGACACUCGAUUGAUGAACCACGUCCCAACUGCCUUGCUCGCAAAAGGAAGGCGGAAGAUGAGACUGACAUAUCGGAGAACUUGGGUUCGGAAUUCAAAAUCCAGAAAAUGGACACUUGCGCAUCGUGA